This is a messenger RNA of Rhodamnia argentea, 3208 nucleotides long. RefSeq names its product mechanosensitive ion channel protein 6-like. The record is from RefSeq and is a predicted model, not a curated record. The coding region runs from base 280 to 2940 and encodes 886 amino acids. NCBI's taxonomy places the organism in Eukaryota, Viridiplantae, Streptophyta, Magnoliopsida, Myrtales, Myrtaceae. Gene Ontology annotation, biological process: transmembrane transport; monoatomic anion transport. Gene Ontology annotation, molecular function: mechanosensitive monoatomic ion channel activity. Gene Ontology annotation, cellular component: plasma membrane. The transcript has 5 exons.
AAUCCCUGUUUCGGCGCCACAUGGGCUUUCUCUCUCCCCAACCACUCUCUCUCUCUCUUCUUUCUCUCUCUCCCCCGCUAUAUUUAAUGGUCUCCUCCUUCGAAGCUCAACCUACACUGUACACGCGUCUCCCAGAAACCCCAUAUUCUACCAAUCUUUUCCCAGAUACGACGCACCAAAUCGCCGAAUUCCUUUGUUUUCUUUCAUGGGUCUCUCUGUUUUUUAGCUUUUCUUUAAUGGGUGUCUUUGACUAAUCAGCUGGAACCCACCUCACUGACCAUGGAGUCGCUGCGCAAGUCCUUUAAAUCCUACGGCUCCAACAAGCUCGCGCGAGGCCUCUCUUCUUCUCCUUCUUCCUCCUUCUCUCGCGGACCCGCUGAUUCCCACGAAGACCGCGUGCCCAUCCUCGGCGAACGAACGGCCGCCUCCGACCUCGAGCUCGGCCUCGGCGGUUCGAAGGGUGACGAGAGUGACUGUUCGAGAAUGCUGAGGGAACCCAGCAUUGAGUUCUGGAAGGGGAACGAGGCGGAGGGUCCCGGCCGCCGCUCGCCGCAGCAGCAGGGGUCGGAGGACCCGCCGUCGCGGCUGAUCGGGCGGUUCCUCCACGAGCAGCGGGCCUCCGGCGACGUGCUGCUGGACAUGGACCUGGAGAUGGAGGAGCUGCGCCGCGGCGGCGGCAACCGGGGAGACUUGCCUCCGGUCGCCGACUCGCCGCAGCCCCCAAGGCAGAGCCAGGACGGCCCGAGAGUGUCCUUCCAGCAGCACGUCUCGACAGGGGCUGGGCCAGGUACGCCGCAGAGGCGGCACAGGGGCUCGCCGAGCCACGGCAACAGGGAAGACGAGGUUGUGAAAUGCACGUCGAGCGCGUCUUUCGAGCGGAAAUCAAGCCUGCUCCGCGCGAAAACCACCCGGUCAAGGCUGAUGGACCCGCCGGAGGUGCCCGACCGCAGAUCGGGCGGCCGGGUUCCACGGUCGGGCCAACUGCGGUCCGGAAUGUUGGGGAGGGCAGGGGAUGAGGAGGAGGACGACCUGUUCUUGGAAGAAGACCUGCCGGAGGAGUUCAAGAAGGCCCAGUUCGGUGUCCUGACUCUGUUACAGUGGGUGAGUUUGGUCUUGAUCAUUGGUGCGCUAGUUUGUACUCUUGCAAUUCCUUUAUUGAAGCGUAGAGAUUUGUGGAAGCUCAAACUGUGGAAGUGGGAUGCCAUGGUCUUGGUCUUGAUUUGUGGGAGGUUGGUCUCUGGAUGGAUGAUUCGAUUAGUCGUGUUCUUCAUCGAGCAGAACUUUCUGCUGCGAAAACGGGUUUUGUAUUUCGUCUACGGCCUUCGAAAGGCGGUACAGAACUGCCUGUGGUUGGGGCUGGUCUUGAUUGCUUGGCAUGCUCUGUUCGACAAGAAGGUCGAGAGGGAGACGAACAGCCACAACUUGAAGUAUGUCACCAAGGUGCUGGUCUGCUUCUUGGUGGGGACUCUGCUGUGGUUGGUCAAGACGCUGAUCAUCAAGGUGCUGGCGUCGUCGUUCCACGUGAGCACCUAUUUCGACCGGAUCCAAGAGUCCCUGUUCAAUCAGUACGUGAUCGAGACAUUGUCGGGUCUGCCGGUAAUUGAAAUUCAGAGGACGGAGGAAGAGGAGCAGAGCAUUGUGGCCGAGCUUCAGACUUUACAGAAAGCGGGCGCGAAAGUGCCCCCGGAUCUAAGGGCAGCGGCGCUUCCAACAAAAAGUGGGACGGCAGUCGGGAGCGGAGGGCUUCAGACUAGUCCCCAGGUGAAGAACAUCAAGCUCUCUCGAGGACUGUCGGGAAAGAGCGAGGGAGGGAUCACAAUAGAUCACUUGCACAAGCUGAAUCCCAAGAACGUGUCCGCCUGGAAUAUGAAAAGAUUGAUUAAUACCGUGCGGCACGGAUUUCACUCGACUUUGGAUGAACGGAUACAGGAUUCAACUCAUGAGGAUGAGUCGGCAACAAUGAUCAGGAGUGAAAACGAAGCCAAAGCUGCGGCUAGGAAGAUCUUUCGCAAUGUGGCGAAGCAUAAUUCAAAGUUUAUCUACUUGGAAGAUCUGAUGCGGUUCAUGAGGGACGAUGAAGCCUUGAAGACGAUGAGUCUCUUUGAAGGAGCCGAUGAAUCCAAGAAAAUCAGCAAGUCGUGCCUGAAGAACUGGCUGGUCAAUGCUUUCAGAGAGAGGAGAGCCCUCGCCUUGACCCUAAACGACACGAAAACUGCGGUCAACAAGCUGCAUCGGGUGGUCAAUGUCAUAGUCGGAAUCGUCAUAUUGAUCAUCUGGCUUCUCAUCCUGGGGAUAGCAACAACCAAGUUCCUGCUCUUUCUCAGUUCGCAGCUCGUCCUCGUUGCAUUUGUUUUCGGGAACACCUGCAAGACUGUAUUCGAGGCGAUCAUCUUCUUGUUCGUGAUGCACCCCUAUGAUGUGGGCGAUAGGUGUGAGAUCGAUGGAGUCCAGAUGGUUGUGGAAGAGAUGAACAUCUUGACGACCGUGUUUCUGAGGUAUGACAAUCAAAAGAUCAUAUACCCAAACAGCACUCUUUCUACGAAGGCCAUCGGCAACUAUUACCGGAGCCCUGACAUGGGAGACGCGGUCGAAUUCUGUGUGCACAUAUCUACUCCUGCAGAGAAGAUUGCUGCCAUGAAGCACAAGAUAACCAGUUACAUCGACGGCAAGAAAGAGCACUGGUAUUCCACGCCUAUGAUCAUCAUGAAGGAUAUCGAAGAGCUGAACAAGGUGAGGAUCGCCGUGUGGCUGUGCCACAAGAUGAACCACCAGAACAUGGGGGAGAAGUUCGCGAGGCGAGCCCUCUUGAUCGAGGAGAUGGUCAAGAUGUUCCGAGAGCUCGACAUCCAAUACCGCUUGCUACCGCUCGACAUCAAUGUCCGGGCAAUGCCUGCUCAGAGCUCUGCGCGGGUUCCUCCUGGAUGGGCAAAUGGUGCCUGAGUCUCUCAAACCCUUCGGACAAAGAGCUGCAUUCACCCACAGAAGAUUGGCAGCUCGUGUUCCACGGCAGCAGUGCAAUGCGGACCGUAUAGCGGACUCUGGCAAACCACUACUCCUUCGACUCUGAGGUUUUCCUAGCUCAUUGGACAUAUUAAUUCCAGUACAGCGAAAAUUUGGUUUCUCCGGUUUUUUCCCGGCACCCUUAGGCUCUCUUCCGGGGAUUUCGGAACUCUUUUCUUAUCUUAAUCUGAGGCAAACUUGUCAUUAG